This is a messenger RNA of Dufourea novaeangliae, 2296 nucleotides long. It is a transcript of the gene Arl4, whose product is annotated as ADP-ribosylation factor-like protein 4C. NCBI's taxonomy places the organism in Eukaryota, Metazoa, Arthropoda, Insecta, Hymenoptera, Halictidae. Gene Ontology annotation, biological process: vesicle-mediated transport; intracellular protein transport. The transcript has 4 exons. The coding region runs from base 1627 to 2250 and encodes 207 amino acids. Gene Ontology annotation, molecular function: GTP binding; GTPase activity. The record is from RefSeq and is a predicted model, not a curated record. Gene Ontology annotation, cellular component: cytoplasm.
GGGUGGUUGGACGUGUUUAGGGUGGUGCUCGUGAAUGUCAACCGGCGGACCCGAUUGUUUUGUUGUGCUCUGAUGUCAUCCACUUAAACUUGCCGCGACAACGAACGCAACUCUAAUCGCGAGUGUCCCAGCGCGAUCGUUAAAGUUAAAGAAAUCGUUCGAGCCGGGAAACUAUACUAUACUGGACCGGUCCACCAAUAAGUCGCGAGAAGUGUGUCAAAGCCGAUGUAACGUGUUUCUGUGCGUCCGUAGCGUAACCGUGGAGUGUCUGCUGGGUUUCGGAUACGGUUCCCACCGAAUAAAAAUGCCUGUGCGGUAGUGAUCGUGGCCUCGAAGCGAGUCCUUUUACGGCGGGGGACGAGCCAUCGAAAGCGGAGACACCACCACCACCCCCUCCGUUCUCUCCAUCCUCGACUUUGGCCCACAGACGCGAAAGGAGGCGCGCGUCGACGGAAAAACGAGAAGGACGAGGAGAAGAAGAAGCAUCAUUGGGUGAGCCGAAGACGGCCGGCAGGUACAGAGCCUCCAGCAUGGAAUAAAGGGGACGGUGGAGGCUCGAUGAUCAUAAACCGAGAGAGGAUCCAGGGAACGAAAGAUCGUGGUUGGCACUGGAUAGGGCCAGGUAAAGCCAGGAUGAAGUGAUCUUGAAGCCACAAAUAGAAAGAGGAUAUAGGAAACAUUGAAGAGAAGAAACUUGGAAGAUCCUGAGGACCCAUUUUGUCACUGGGUGGAACGAAGAUUGUAAGGGAUAUCUCGAUGAAGGAAACGAAAGGAGCAGAAAGCUUGUAGGCCAAUAAAGAAGGCUAGGAUUAGAAAAUUGCAGAAGGAUAGAGACGACUUGGCUAUUCGCCAGAUCGAAGAAGAACCGCAGAAAAAAUUCAGGGGAUCUUGGGAUCUCUGGUCUGACUAUCGUUGCAGGGGAAAUCUUCGAUGAAGGAAAUGGAACAAACAGAAAGCUUAUAGACUAAUAAAGAAGGAGAGAAUUAGAAAAUUUCAGAGGGACAGAGAAGACGAGAUCUGAACAGUCUCGCAGGAAUAACAAAUUGAGAACAGAAAUACUAUAAUUGCAUGGUGAAUCUUGACGAAGCCAACGAAAGAAGCAAAAACCUCCUAGACUAACAAAAAAUAACAAGAUUAGGAAAUUUCAAAAGGAUAGAAAGGCCUUGGUUACCCACGAGAUCUGAGCAAUCUCAGAAAAACUCAGGAGUCAAAGAUCCUGAGGACCUCUUGUCACCGAGCCUAUCAUUGGACGGGACAUUAAGACGAUAAAAACUCAAAGACUAAUAAAGAAGAACGGGCUUAGAAAAUUGCCAAAGGGAUAGAGAUCAGAAGAAACUCAGAAAAAAUUCAGUAAUCACUGAAGAAAGGCCUAAAUGCCAGAUGAAAGGUAGAAUGUAAAGGGAUCCAGGAAGGGGACGAGAGGUGGCUGAUCCUGAAGGAUUGCUCGUCCCGGGGGGUAGUCGAGGCGAUAUCAGAAAGUGAAAAUUGAUUGGAGGAGAGCUGAAGAGGGAUCGAUACCAGGGGGAAACGCGGCGAAGGGAAGCUAAAUGCCAGAUAAAGGGGCGAUCGUGGAGAAAGAAGCAGAGGUCUAGUGGAACAGGGGGAGGGAACCGUCGAGGGAGAGGAAUGGGUGCCGGGAUGGGCAGGAGCGGGACGAGCGGCGGUUUCCUCGAGGCGCUUCCUACGGGAACGCCGCUCCACGUGGCGAUGCUGGGACUGGACAGUGCUGGGAAAACCACAGCCCUGUAUCGGCUCAAGUUCGACCAAUAUCUGAACACCGUGCCCACCAUCGGGUUCAACUGCGAGAGAAUUCGCGGUGGCAUCGGAAAAGCGAAAGGUGUGAAUUUUCUCGUGUGGGAUGUGGGCGGGCAAGAGAAGCUUCGACCGUUGUGGAAGUCGUACACACGUUGCACAGACGGUAUCAUCUUCGUGGUGGACUCGUGCGAUGCUGAGCGGCUCGAGGAGGCUAAGAUGGAGCUGACCAGAACAGCCAGGAGCCCAGACAAUGCGGGCGUGCCGAUUCUGAUCCUGGCCAACAAACAGGAUCUACCAGGUGCAAAAGAGGUUGGCGAGCUAGAGAAGCACCUUGGUGUCCUGGAGCUGGCAGGUAUGCCAGGAAGCUCGUGCAUCAGGGUUCAACCAGCCUGCGCGAUUACCGGCGAGGGCCUCCACGAGGGUCUGGACACUCUAUACCAGCUGAUCCUGAAGCGGCGUAAGCUCGCGAAACUGAACCGAAAACGGGCCAGGUAGGCCAGGGCCUCGGAGGACUGCACGUGCGUCUUCUGAUAUUGUCAGU